Molecule: messenger RNA, 2901 nt
Organism: Tachyglossus aculeatus (Australian echidna)
Lineage: Eukaryota; Metazoa; Chordata; Mammalia; Monotremata; Tachyglossidae
Gene: ZNF746
Product: zinc finger protein 746
Biological process (GO): regulation of DNA-templated transcription
Source: RefSeq, a predicted model, not a curated record
GACCGGAGCGACCCAGCGACUCCGCAGCCCGGCCCCGGGGGACGAGCGGUGCCCCCCAUGUCCCAGCCCGCGGGGGGCUGAAGGCCGAGCUCGGGACCCCCGCGGACCCUCCCUCCCUCCCUCCGUCCACCCGAGCAACAAAGCGCCAUGGCCGAGGCCGCCCCCGCGCAGAUCACUCCGUGGAUGAUGGUGACGGCGAUUCAGGCCAUGGAGAGGAAGAUAGAGUCUCAGGCCGUGCGGCUGCUGGCCCUGGAGGAGAAGGCCGGGGGCGCCGAGAAGACGGUGGUCGAGUUCGGCAACCAGCUGGAGGGCAAGUGGGCCGUGCUGGAGACGCUGCUGCAGGAGUACGGGCUCCUGCAGAGGAGGCUGGAGAACAUGGAGAACCUGCUCAGGAACAGGAACUUCUGGGUCCUCCGCCUCCCCCCGGGCAGCAACGGGGAGGUCCCCAAGGUGCCGGUGACCUCUGACGACGGGGCCGUCUGUUUCUCGGAGCAGGAGUUGGGGACCCUGGACCAGGGGCAGAAGGAGCUCUACAAGAACGUCACGAAGGGCAACUACGAGACGCUGGUCUCGUUGGACUACGCCAUUUCCAAACCGGAAAUCCUCUCCCGGCUGGAGCAGGGGAAGGAGCCGUGUGAUGUGGAUCGGAGGGGCUCCAAAGGGCCGGCCGCCCCCUCAGACUCCAGCCCCGAAUCCUUGGUGCCCGGCCCCGACCUCAUUCUGCAGGUGAAGCCGGAGACGGAGCGGCGGGCCGAAGACCCUCCUCCGCCCUCGACCGGAGAGGCCUGGGGCGCCCCUCAGCUGGUUGCCGAGGACGGGCCGUGGGCCCCGAGUCACCUGGAUCCCGGGGCAGGAGAAAUCUCUGUGGACGGCCACACUGGGCCCCACUCCAACUUCGCCGCCUCCAUUCUGGCAGACUCCUGGCCGGCCAGCCUCCCCCCGCCCCAGCCGCCCCCGCCGGGCCCAGACCAGUUGUUGAAGGCGAACACGGUGGCGUCCUCUGAAGCGGACGUGAAGAUCAUCAUCAAAACGGAAGUCCCAGAGCAGGAGGAGGAGGAGGGAGCGGCCCCGGCGGUCAGCGCGGAGGCCCCGCCGGCCACCUUCUACGGCGCGGGCCCGGCCGCCGGCCCGUUCCCGAGCCCCGGCCCGGCCUGGGAGACCCCGGCCGGCCUGUUCCCCGCCCAGGAGCCGGGGCCGGGGCCGGGGGAGCCCGCGGGGCCGGAGCGGGAGCUGGGCCUGCUCAUCCCCAUCCUGGCCCAGGGGGACCCGCCGCCGGCGGACUGGCUCCUUGGCGGGGCCCGGUGGGGGUGGAACUUGGUGUCCAAGCCCCCGGGGGCUCUGGCCUACCCCUUCCCCCCCGAGGGGGCGCUGAGGGGGGGCGGCGGCGGCGGCGGGACCACGGGACCGAGCCCCAGGCUGCUGGGCGAGCCGUACCACCUCCCGGGCUGGGCCAAGGGCUCGGGCCCCCGGGGCGGUGCCAGGAAGCGCCCGGCCUCGCCCCCGGGUGAGCGGCGGCUCUUCACCUGCGCCACGUGCGGGAAGAGCUUCCGGCUGCAGGGGAGCCUGGCGGCCCACCAGAGCACCCACCAGGGGCCGGGGCCCGGGCCGGGCCGGGACGGGGGCGGGCCCGCGGCCAGCGGGCUGCGCUGCGGCGUGUGCGGCCGCCGCUUCAACCGGGCCGCCCACCUGAUCCGCCACCAGAUGCUGCACACGGGCGAGCGGCCCUUCCCCUGCACGGCCUGCGACAAGCGCUUCACCGAGCGCUCCAAGCUCAUCGACCACUACCGCACCCACACGGGCGUGCGGCCCUUCAAGUGCGUGGCCUGCGGCAAGAGCUUCAUCCGCAAGGACCACCUGCGCAAGCACCAGCGCAACCACGCGGGCCUGGGCCUGGGCCUGGGCGGCGGCGGCCCCACCCUCGGCCAGUCGGGCCCGGAGCCGCCGGGAGUCCCGCCGGGCCUCAGGGUCUCGGCCCCCAUGGACCGUUAGCCCCCGGCCGGGCCCGGGGGGAGACGAGGCCCGGGGGCGGCGGGGACGGUCGACCCCAGGAGAGCCGCGGGCUCGGCCUCCUCCGGCCCGCCCCCGAUCCGUCUGCGGCAGGAGGACGCCCUGCCUUGGCCUCGGUUCGCCGGCCGGGAGGAAGCGGGAUUCCUCUCCCCGGCUCCUGGAGCGCCACUUCAUCCCUGGAACGGGGGGCUCCCCUCAACUGUCGCCACCCGAGGGUGAGGAAAAGGGAUCGUGGAGGUGCCCCCACCCAGCCGCCGGUCAGGGGCAGAAGAGACUCUUUUGGCAUCUCCUCCGCUCCGUUUGGAAUGCCACAUUCCGCUCUCGGCCACCCUGUAGUGGGCAAUCCACCCUGUGUAUUAUCCAGGGUCGAUUUUUAAAAUGGUUUUUUUUUUUUAGUUUUUUUAUGCUCUCCCCAGCCGGGCCCCUCUCCUCGCCGCCCCUUCCUUCACGUGUCCCAUGACACUCUCUCUCGGCCACAGCGGCCCCCUCCCCGGCCUCUGCCCUCCACUAGGACCCCCACCCCCCAGCCUCUUCCCUGCUUCGUCUGAUCGGUUUUGCACAUCUCUCCUCCCCGAGGCGCGUCCUCGAAGCUUGGCGACCACUACCCCGACCCACCUGCCGGGCCGGCAGCCGGGAACGAGAGCCUGGUUUUAGCCACUUCCCAUCCAAACGUCCAGGAAGGGAGGAGCAGAUCGGUUCCCCCGGUCCGGCCGGCCGACGGCCGACCACCUUUUGUACCCGUUUACGAGUCCGACGCCGACAUUUUCGUCGUUCGUAUUUACACAUCCGAUGCAGACCUUUUCCAUGUUUUUGACAGUGGAUGAGCGGACAGUAACUUGUUAUCUAAUAAAAAUGACUGGAUCACACGGGUGCCGCUGGUUAUUUCAGUUGGAU